Penicillium pulvis is the source of this 2427-nucleotide messenger RNA. Its product is annotated as SWI/SNF chromatin-remodeling complex subunit SNF5. NCBI's taxonomy places the organism in Eukaryota, Fungi, Ascomycota, Eurotiomycetes, Eurotiales, Aspergillaceae. The transcript has 2 exons. Gene Ontology annotation, cellular component: nuclear chromosome; nucleus; SWI/SNF complex. The coding region runs from base 1 to 2427 and encodes 808 amino acids. Gene Ontology annotation, biological process: regulation of transcription by RNA polymerase II; chromatin remodeling. Gene Ontology annotation, molecular function: transcription coregulator activity. The record is from RefSeq and is a predicted model, not a curated record.
AUGCCGUCCCCGGAAUUGGCCAGUGGCUCUGUUCCACCAGAGUUUUCUACCGCCGACUCCCAAUCUGGCAUGCAGAAUGGCUCCGGCGCGUCUGACACGAGACUUGGAGGAGAAGAUCCCACCAACCCGGGAACACAGCCAUCUGCCAAUGGUCAGGAGAGCAAUACAUUUGAAGAUGGAAAACAGAAUGCCAAGGCUAUGCUAGCGGCAUCUGGUGUUCCGGAUUCCAACAGUGAUCCCAAUGGUACGCCCCAAUCGAAUGGCACAAAUGGUUCCGCGCAAAGUCGAAAACGAUCUCGUGACGGGUCUGUCAUUCAGCCCAGUGAUAUCUCAGGGACAAUGACCGUCCGGACACGCGAGACGCCCGUCGAACAAAUUAUGAUAGAGAAUCUCGUCAAUCGCGAGUUUGAUUACUCGGCUGCAACUGCUUGGCAAAACCCAAGCCAGGAAUUGCAGCGAGAGAAACGAGCGGAGCGUGAUUUUUACUUACAGCUUCGACGUGACAAUCAAACAAACCCAGCUGCAUUGUUUGGCGCAGGAUACGAAGGGUUUGGGAAUACACGCACGGACCUGCGAAACCAUCCACCUCAGCUUUUGUACCCAGCCAACCGACGUAGGCCUGGGAAUCGCAAGACUCGCGAGCUUCGGAUCUCACGUCGAGAUAUGAAAGUGCAGAGCGAGCAGAUGGACGACCUGGUGCCCAUUCGUCUAGACAUUGACUGGGAGAAAGUUAAGAUUCGCGAUACUUUUACUUGGAAUUUACAUGACCGUGUUAUAUCCCCAGACCUGUUUGCCGAAAAGCUGGUGGAGGAUCUGGGUCUACCUAUGGAAACUUCCGCGCCUCUCAUGCGCCAAAUCUCGCAAAGCAUUCAAGAGCAGUUGAUGGACUACUACCCGCAAGUCUACAUGCACGAGGAGGCUCUUGACCCGCAUCUCCCUUACACGGCAUACCGAAACGAUGAGAUGCGUAUCCUGGUCAAGCUGAACAUCACUAUUGGACAGCAUACCCUCAUUGAUCAAUUCGAGUGGGAUAUCAACGAUGCACAAAAUUCCCCUGAGCAGUUUGCCAUGCGCAUGACAGACGAUCUUUCUCUCUCUGGCGAGUUUACCACAGCCAUCGCCCAUUCCAUUCGUGAACAAUCCCAACUCUUUACUAAGUCCCUUUACAUUGUUGCACAUCCAUUCGACGGUCGCCCCAUCGAGGAUCCCGAUCUUAGCGCUUCCUUCCUACCAACACCCGUGUCCUCCGCCUUCCGACCUUACCAAUCGGCCAAGGAACACACGCCUUACCUCUACGAAUUGAAUGAGACAGAUCUUGAGCGAACAGAGAUCUCGAUAUCUCGGGAACAACGUCGCCAGAAACGAUCCAUAAAUCGGCGUGGUGGCCCUGCUCUACCGGACCUAAAGGACCGUCAGCGUACGAUUCGCACAUUGAUUGUGUCUUCUGUCAUUCCCAACUCAGCUGCAUCAAUGGAAGAAAGCAACGUUAUCAAGCGUUCGGGAUCUGGUCGCCGUCGUGGUAUCACAGGACAAAGAGAUGACGAUUCUGAUGAAUUUGAAAGUGAUGACUCGGACGAGGGCUCUCCAGCCGUUGGGCCAAACCUUGCCCAAGGCACUGCCCGCACGAGAGGCAUGAGGGGGGCCGCUAGGGAAGCUCACGCAGCUUUGCGUGCUGGUUUGGGACACUCCGAAACCCCGGAGCCUGUACUUUACGAGCCGCGAGCGUCAGCUCGACGGCAACAAUACCGAGAAGAAAGCGACGAAGAACCAGACAAGUUGGUCGUGAGACUCAAACUGUCAAGAGACAAGCUGGUGGCUUUGAGGAAUGGACAGCGAAUAGUCUCCGCGUCCCAAGCGUCCUUUAACAGGGCUGCGCCCAAUGCCACGCAAAUGGCACCCCCUUCAGAUAAGCAAGCGCGACUCCCUGGACACAACCCACCUCGGCCGCAGCAAACAGGAGCCGUCGACGCACCGAACCCUCCUCAGCCCGGUGUUCCCGCUCCCCCACCGCCUAGUUGGCUUGUGGCCGGACUUCAAGGGUUAAAACAGGCCCAUCCCAACGACUCUUUUGAAGGAGUGAUGCGUUACUCUGCCGUGGAUCUUGAAACUCUGGCCCCUGUGACCAAUACCAACAACCUCCAACCAGGUCAAAAAAUCAAAUACCAAUACCUACCGCGAAUUCGGUGCCACGACUGCCCCGGCAAGCUGUACACGCCUGGUCCCGGCAUGACUGUGGACAACUUUGAGGUCCACCUUCGCAACCGGCAGCACAAGGAACGUGUGGAGGAGCGUAUCUCGAAGGCUGCCAAUGCUCCUGUUAACCCUAAUUUGGGUAGUGCGAGCCCGGCCCCUGGUGCUCGUACAUCAGCUAGUGCUAGCCCUGCGAAUCUUGGUGCCCCUUCUCCUGCCCUUGGCCCUCGGCAUUGA